Molecule: messenger RNA, 10894 nt
Organism: Xiphophorus couchianus (Monterrey platyfish)
Lineage: Eukaryota; Metazoa; Chordata; Actinopteri; Cyprinodontiformes; Poeciliidae
Gene: plcl1
Product: phospholipase C like 1
Exons: 12
Coding region: 1031-4519 (1162 amino acids)
Biological process (GO): release of sequestered calcium ion into cytosol; phosphatidylinositol-mediated signaling; phosphatidylinositol metabolic process
Molecular function (GO): phosphatidylinositol-4,5-bisphosphate phospholipase C activity
Source: RefSeq, a predicted model, not a curated record
CAUUUUUCCCCCUAACUACUAUGGCCCUAAUACGCCGCCCUAUGAGACCCAUCAGUUACCUAAAAGACAAACAAACAAACAAACAAACAAACAAAAAAACAACAACAAAAAAACCACAGUAACCGAAGUCAGUUUGAGCAUCAUCACAGCUGUUGACACCUCGCCUCAUACAGACAGCUCCGUCUGUCUCAGGGAACACACGACCUCCGCCUAUCGGAGGCUCGCGCUUCCUCGGUAAUCUCCCCGCGCCUGCGCUCAUUGGCUGCCUCGCGGGUCAGUCUCGCGGAGUGGGCGGAGCCGCGCGUACAGGGUGGAAGGAGGAGUGACGCCCGAGAGGCGGCGCGACCGCCUGUCAGUUGUGUUCUCGUCCUCGUCAAAAGUCGGCUGUUUGUUGCUGUGACUGAAAAUCAGACGGACCCGCGGCGACGCACGAGCGAGUCGGUCCAUCCGCCGCGCCACGCCGAGAGCCCGGUCCCUCGUUGCACUCUGACACCAAAGGGCGUGUUCCGGGCACGGAGCGGUUCGGUUUCGGGUAGUCCUGGUAACCUGGUGAACAACGUUGGAUCGGAAGAUUUCCUCCGCUGCAACAGCUGCUGGUUUCCAGGAGGCUUUACGCACGUCUGGAUGCCUUGACCGCUUCCAGGGAACCGGGAGCCAGGAGCCGGGCUGGAGACGGUGAGGACUUGUUGCGCGCCUCCAGGGGAGCGCACCGGUCGGUCCCCCUUCCUGAACCUGAACCUGCCUGUGAUGCUCGGGGCUGUAGAUACGCCGCGGAGCGCGCUAACACAACCAGCCUAGAGUCAGCGUGGACUUCUCCUCUGGAACUAUGAAAUCCUGCUUCUAAAUAGUCAAAUUGAGUUGAGCAGUGUGCGUCAGGCUGACAGAGCCGCUCCUCUUUUAAAUGGCAUCCCCGAACAAGGGCACCAAACUUUCUCCGAUCCCGUAAAAUUGCUUCACUUUCUCCCCCGAGCCCGCUUGUUCUGAACUGAGCCCCCCGCCCCCCCAGCCACCCAGCCCUCUGACCGCCGACAUGUCGGAGCGUGACGGAUGUGGGGACGGGCUGUACGGCGACGGGGCGCCGGACUUCAUCCCGCCGAGAGUGUCCCGCGGCCGGCGGAGCGGUGUCAUCCUCCCCGGAGGAGGAGGUGGAGGGGGCCAGGACUCGGACACCAUCCUGCUGGAGUCCGUGAAGGCAGCACCGCGCCGCAGCAGCAUCAUUAAGGACCCGUCGGUGCAGAAGGUGGGCGGAGGCAGGAAGAAGACGGUGUCCUUCAGCAGCAUGCCCUCCGAGAAGAAGGUGAGCAGUGCAGCGGACUGCUUGGCUUUCAUGCAAGGUGGGUGUGAGCUGAAGAAGAUCCGACCCAAUUCCAGGAUGUACUGUCGCUUCUACACCUUGGAUACAGACCUGAGCUGCCUGCGCUGGGAGCCGUCCAAAAAGGACUCGGAGCGGGCCAGACUGGACGUGUCCACCAUCAGGGAGGUCCGCACUGGGAAAAGCACAGAGACGUUUCUUCAUAACGGUCCUCUGUCUGAACACCUGGCAGAGGAAGCCGCAUUCUCCAUCAUUCAUGGGGAUGAGUACCAGUCUCUAGAUUUGGUGGCAUUGUCAGCUGACGUGGCCAACAUCUGGGUGACGGGCUUACGGUACCUUCUCGCCCACCCUUCGAUCAUCGGCGGGGUAGGGGGAGGAUGUGGGGUAGUGGCAGGAGGGCCAGGCGAUGGAGGUGGCUUGGCGGUAGAAGGCAGUCUGGGAAGCAAGAUGAGAAGCGAGUGGCUGGCAGCAGAGUUCGCGCUGGUUGACGAGGAUGGCUACGGGAUCGUAUCAGAGGAUGUGGCUGUCACCACAGUCUGCAAGCUGUGCCCUGGCAUCAAGGAGGCCAAGGUCCGCCUGCGAUUUAAGGAGAUCCAGCGGAGCAAGGAGAAGCUCACCUCCCACGUGACGCGGGAGGAGUUCCAGGAGGCCUUCUGCGAGCUCUGCACCCGACCCGAUGUUUACUUCCUGCUGGUUCAGCUGUCCCAGGACCGCGAGUGCCUGGACCCUCAGGACCUCCGCCUCUUCCUGGAGACGGAGCAGGGCUUGUCCCUUGCUACGACCGAAGGCUGCUGGGAGCUGCUGAAGCGCUACGAGCCGUCGGCGCAGGGCCGGGAGCGCGGCCUGCUGGGCCUGGACGGGUUCGCCCGCUACCUGCAGUCGCCCGAGUGUCAACUUCUGGACCCCGAACACCUGGGCGUCUGUCAGGACAUGAACCUGCCCCUGUCCCACUAUUACAUCAGUACUUCGUACCGAUCCUACCUGCUGGACGACCAGGUCCACGGCAGAGCCGACCUCGGCGGCCUCAUCAAGGCCCUGCAGUCCGGCUGCCGGUGCCUGGAGCUGGGAGUGACCGAUGGCCCCGAGGGCGAGCCUCUGCUCGGGGUCGACUAUGGGCCCGAUGUCUCUCGUCACCAUCACCACCUCCACCACCACCACGCGCCUGUUACCAUUCGCUCUGCACUGGAGGUGGUCAAUAAAUACGCCUUCCUGACUUCCCAGUACCCUUUGCUGCUGUACCUGUGUCACCGGUGCUCCCCGGGUCAGCAGCGCACCAUGGCCCACCACCUGAAGAAGGUGUUCGGGUCCCGGCUUUACACCCCCGAUGCCCAGCAUGUGAGUCUGGGGGGGCGGGCCACCACUCUGCCCUCCCCCGAGCAGCUGAAGGGGCGGAUCCUCCUAGUGGGGAAGAAGCUCCCUCCAGAGGAGGAGGGCUCUGAUGGGGAGGUGUCUGAGGAGGACGAGGAGAUCGGAGGGGGCGGGCCCCUGGCAGGAAGAAGGAUGACCAUCCCUGGGGAGGAGGAACUGGGUGUGGUCUUGGUGGUCCCGCCUCCUUCCCAGCCCAGGAAGCUCAGCCUCCACAGGGAGCUGUCGGACCUGGUGGCUGUUGCCCGGACCAGCAGCCGCAGCUUCUACGCCCAGAGGGGAAGCUACAAGCAGACCCAGCAGCAGUCCCCCCCCAGCAGCCCCUCAUCCCCCGGCUCGCCCGUCCCUCCAGAGCUGCCUUACUGGACGAUGUGCUCCCUGGGUGAGGGAGAGGCCGGGCGGCUAACCAGUGAGAGCCCGGAGGAUCUGGUGGUGUUCACCAAGCGCACCCUGACCAGGGUACGGCCCAGCUCAGUGCGCCUGGACUCCAGCAACCCCAACCCGCAGGGAUACUGGAAGGGAGGGGUCCAGCUCGUGGCCUUGAACCAACAGACUCCGGGCGCCAUGCUGGACCUUCACCGGGGCCGCUUCACUCAGAACGGAGGGAGCGGCUACGUCCUCCGGCCCGCCGUGAUGAGGGACGAGGUGUCGUACUUCAGCGCCCACACGCACGGCUGCGUGCCAGGAGUCCCGCCUCAGACUCUGCGCAUUAAGGUGAUCAGUGCCCACAACCUGCCCAAGCCUCAGGGGUCAGGGGCCAAAGGUGAGGUCAUUGACCCGUACGUUGUGCUGGAGCUGCACGGCGUCCCAGCUGACUGUGCAGAGCAGCGGACACGCACCGCCGCUCAGAACCAGGACGAGCCCAUGUUUGACGAGACCUUUGAGUUCCAGGUCAACAUGCCUGAGCUGGCCUUGCUGCGCUUUGUGGUGCUGGACGACGACUACAUCGGAGACGAUUUCAUCGGCCAAUACAGCGUGGCCUUCGACUGCCUUCAGCCGGGCUACCGUAACGUGCCCCUGCUGGGCCUGGCGGGAGACCCCUUACCACACACCAGCCUUUUUGUUCACGUGGCCAUCACCAACCGGCGAGGCGGAGGGAAGGCCCAGCGGCGGGGCCUGUCGGUGCGCAGGGUGGGCCGGCGAGGGAGGGAGUACGUCUCUCUGCGGCACACCGGCAUCAAAGCUCUGGACGAGGUUUUCAAACAAGCCGGCGGACCCCUCAAGGAGGCCACGGACCUGCGGGAGGACGCUCAGUGCUCCACCGCCGGUUUCAAGGACCAGUGUGGGCUCCCCACUGUGGCCAAACUGAAGCAGUGCAUCCAGAGCCUGGCUACGAGGCUCCAGAGCCCCGAGGGGGCCAUGGGGGCCACCAUGUUGCUGAGGGAGGGCUACCCCUGUCUGGAGCCUCAGGUCAGCCUGUCUGAGGCGACUCGGAAGCUUCUCUCUGCCUACGACACGAUGAUCUCCGCCCAGAAACAGCUAAUAGAAAACGCAGACGGUGUUCAGGAGAGGAUCGACCAGGUGCACAGGGAAGGAAUGGACCUCCAUGAGGAUCUGUCCCGGCUCUGUGAGAAGGAGGGGCUGAAGGGACGGAAGAUGAACAAGGCGGUGGAGAGUUUCACCUGGAACAUCACCGUCCUCAAGGGUCAGAGCGACCUGUUGCGUGGAGCUAAGAUGGACUCCCUGGACGCCCUGCGGCAGCUGGCUCUGGCCUGUGAAGCCUGCGGACUCACCUCCUCCUCCUCCAACUCCUCCAACAGCUUCUCCACCGCCGAGCUGCACUACUCCUCCCACCCGGCGUCGGGGCGACGGAGCAGCACGCACGGCAACGGACGCGUCUGACACCCGCAUUUAAACACGUCGAUGAAAAGAAACUCGUGAAGGACCCGGGGUGGGGUGGGGUGGGGUUUAUGCUUUCUGGUGGAGUAUCCCUUUAAGCCGUGUGGUAGACUGAAGCCUUACUGUGGUGGUGACGGGCCGGCCAGCAGAGGUGGAGCGGUGAUCAGGUCAGGGUGUUGGAGAUGAAUGUAGAGCGGCCUCAGCUGUCCAGAUCUACCUGUGUGUCCUCACUGUGUUGUCGAUGUGAGAACAGACUGAAGACUUUCACUGCUCAACUCAUUCACUCGCAGGUUUCUGCUUUUGUUGGUACCUGCAGUUGAUGCGUAACACUGAGAACAAAACCCAGUUACCGACAUGAACAUUAACCAUUAGCUACAUAACUAACCCUCUCUGUUCUGUUAGCAUUUCACUGAAAUGAAGGCGAAGCUUUCAGGUUUACAGUGCCUUGCAAAAGUAUUCAUGUUCCUGUUUUGCCACAUUCCAGCCACUCGGAUGCGUUCUAUUGGGAUUACACCGGACAGAACAACACAGAGGAUUGCAUAAUUGUGAAGUGGAAGCGCAAACAUUCAAAGUUUCAGAUCUAAAGUGUGUGUUGGUGUUCAGCUCAAUGUUGAACUUUCGGCUACAUCAUAAAGUAUUCAGCAGUAUGUCUCUACCAGCUUUAGGCAUCUAGACUAAAAUUAUUCUCUAUUUGCAAAAUGCGUGAAGCUCAGUCAGAUCGGACGUCCCACUAAAAGAAAACAUCUAAUCCACAAGACCAUGUAAUUAUGUAGGUGGUGUGUUUAGAGUCAUUUACAGUGUGGGCUAUUAGAGUACUGAUAAAAAAUGCAUACAUUUGCAAGGUACUAUAUAUAUUUAUAUAUUCUCCUAAGCAUUAUGUAACAUAUCAGGAAUCACUAACAAGGUUUGGAGAAUAACUUAAAUUUAUCAACAGGCUCUGAAGGCAUCAUCUGGGCUGUUGGUGGAUCAGUCCACCUCUUCAUGAAAUCAUUUCGUGGUUAGCCAGAACUGCAGAACAACAUGUCUGUCGCAGUGUGUGUGUGGAUGGUGUGUUACCUCCGGCCGUGUUUCUGGACCCAUGAGCCGACGUGAAUCAUGCUUGCGUCUUUUUAAUGCGGUAACUUUUCUACUCUUACACUGUUGUGCUUUGACCAAACUCGAUUCAGAACCAAACUGAACCUCACUCUAACACGUCUCUGUGGACCAAAUGAUCGUCACAUUCCAAAAAUAGAGAGUCGCAAAGAAAACAGCAAGAGGAAGUCGUGUCCAAAGUGCGUACCUGGAAUAAAUUAUGUGUUGUUCCACAAUCUCAGUUCAGUAACGGUACAAACCUGGCCUUCCAGCGUAUGGAGGUGGUGCAGGUGGGCGCUUUUUGUAGUUUCUUUAAGACAAGUAUAACAGAAAAUGUUAAGUGUACACAAAGAAUUGUUUUCAUUAGGCUUUUUUCUGACUUUACAAACAUCCAGUGACGAUCUUUUAUAAAAGUUAUAUACUUCAUAUAUAAAGCUGCGGUAUGUAACUUUUAGAAAGGAAUGUUUUUUUUUACUUAUUUCUUUAAGCUAUCACUAUGGUCUGAGACGGACAAUGUGUGAAAACAACCAUUCUCCUCUGCUUUCUCCCAGUACUAACAACAGAAAAACACCACUGAGCCAGAAACAACCAAUCAGAGCCAGGAGGAGGGUCUCAGUGCUGCCAAUCACUCUAGUGCUCAUCCCCUCCCCCUUGCUCUUUGCUAAGCCACUGCUUCAUCACAACAGAGCCUGCCACCAAUACUAAGGCUACUUAGCAUGGCCUCCGGUGAUGGCGGAUAAACAGUUUUUCUGUAACAGUAUGUUGUUUUUCCACCAUUACCACACUGAGCAGCGUACAGGAGGAUGAUUGACAGCACUAAGCCCCUCCUCCUGGCUCUGAUUGGUUGUUUUUGACCAGAAGAGGUGCAUUUCUGCAGACCAUAAUAGUAGCUCUGGGAGGAGAAGGAAGAGCUCAAUUUUUUUCACAGAUAUUUUGUCUCACAACAUAAAGUCAUGACAUGGUGACAAUUUUAAUGAAUAUGGAAAAAAAAUAAAUUUUGUAAAAGUUAAAUAAAUAGCUUUAGGGGAAAUGUAAUCAUGUAAAAAAUUACAUGAUUAAAUUACUGUUGUGCAAGUUCAAAUGGUGGAACUGCAAAGACUUUGUGUGGAAGAUGUUGGGUUCGUUUUAAACGGCCAUGAAGUCGGUGGCAUUUCAAAGCAGACAAUUGUUUUUAAGCCCUGGGCUGAAACAAACACCCAGGACGACUGCCGCUCUCUCCAUCGCCUCGCUGCCUGAGGCUGAGGCGGCAGAGACUGAGCUGAUGUGCUGACUCACAGCCACCACAUGACUCUGACCCGUUAACGUGUGUGUCUGUGUGUGUUUAGGAAGCUUUUUAACCCUCCCGCGAUCGUAAGAGAUGGGAUCCAUUUGACACCGCAAGUUCUUUACCCUGUGCGCGGUCCAGCGGGGUGGCACUGAAUGUGCGUGCGCUUUUACACAUCGCCUCCUGUAAUUCGUGCCAAGACGGCGAGGAGGGUUAAAGCGGAACGCAUACAACGGAGGCAGAGCAAAGGUGACAGCAGGAAGAAGGCGAUGGAACUCACUCUGGAUUAACUUCUGCUGGGUUGUGUUGGACUGCAGGUGGACCUGCAGGGCUUCAUAAUUGGUUGUGAGCGGUAGACACAGUGACAGUACCUGCUGGUUCUGGUCUAUUAAUACCAUCCUGACUCACUGGAGGCCUGGGGUCGUGCGCUCGUGCAGCUGCGCUCGUGUCCGCCGUGAUUUCCGGCUGGCAGCCGCUGCCGGGUUUAUUUGCUUUCUGACCCAGUGAAGCAGACAAGUGUUUGGGAGACCUCCACUGAACCCGGAGCGGCGAGGCGAGGCGAGAUGCGACGCCUUUCCAGGAGGACGGGAGGCUUGUGGAGCUCACAGAGCUGUUCGUCUGCAGUGUUAACCUUCCAUGUUGUGCUAGGGGCGCCCGCUGGUGGAGACCGAGAAAAUGAUGGCGGUUCACCUUUGCCUCAGGGGGAAGAUGGGUGGCUGCUGGGGGGGACAGUAAUUGGAAAAUUCCCAGUUAAAGUAGAACUCAUUUUCAGUCAUUUUUCAGUUUAGAGAGAGGAGAAGUAAAAUGUAGUGCGACAAGUGAGCGAGAGAGAGCUCAGUGUUUCAGUACCGAGCAGCAGAGCCACUGAAAUGAAUGGAAUCCAAAAACACUGAGAUCAAUGAUUUCUGGUCUGUUUCUCAUUAAGUUUCAACCUACUGAUGCUAAUUUUACCUGAUGUAAGAGAAUAGUUAUUUUUAUUUUUUACCUUAAACAGAUUCUACAGUUGGGACUUUGCUAUUAGCAUUACAAACUCCUAAUAGUCUGUUUUCUCUUGAGAACAUGGACCGUUCUAAACCAAACAACUUUGUCUUAAAUCGUUCAGCCUGCCUGUUAUCUGCUGAAGGAAACUCAGUGUCAGUUCACCAAUAUGGAUGCCCAAAGAAGUCAUGCCGAAGUUCGUACUGUGGACCUGGUAGCUGCCAGUCAGACCUGCGUUAUGUAGCUUGCAGUUGGAGAGACAGUGGUGGAAAGAGCGAUAGAACAACAACGGUAUUGAGAGGAAAUGCAAAGGCUUGGUGUGUUUUUGGGAAGUGGUUGUUGAAACAAGUGAAAAAAACCUUUUAAAUGAGUUUUAUCAGUCUGAGGUUCCAGCAGUCCCAGCUUGCUUUUGCUCAGUUUACCAGCAUUUAUUUGUUCUUAUCCGGCUCCUUCACCCCCUGGUUCCGCAGCACAUCAGAACUCGUAUCAAAAAGGAAAAUCAUAAAGCAAAAAUAUUAGAAUAACCAAAUGAUUUCUAUAUGUAUUUGCCGUAUUAAAAUGUUGUGGGUUUUUUAGCAACUGAAGGAUAUACGUUGGUCAGCAAACGGCAGCUGGUCAGUGGAGGGAUGUCAUGUUGUCACCGACGCACUGAAGUGUCUCAGUGACGGGUAGCUGUGCAGCUAACAAGGUGUGCCUAACGUGAAAUAUCUCCCGUCUCCAUCAUCGAAUUAGCCACUUUUGGUGAAAACCGGUAAAUUUCUGCAACUCUUAUCCUUAGCAGCCAGAAUUGUUGCACUUCACCAGGAGUGGACGCUUGGAUCUGCCAUAGUCCAACACAAUAUCCGUUGCUAGCGAAGCUACCAACAGACAUUUUCCGGGGUGUGAUGUCACCUGGCGUUUCCCUUUUCAUCGUGCCAAGACUGAGUUGCCACAGUGGCAGAGAGUUCCUUUUCCAAACGACCAGUCGAUAUCCUGCUCUGUUGUAACAGUUCAGGAUGACCAGCCAUCGUUCAGGGUGAAUACAGUUUAUAGUCAGCUAAUUCUGGUUGCCAACAAAGUACUUGGUGAAUCUGUAGUUUUACGGUUUUCCAACGUUGGUUAACUUAACUUUUCGUGUGGCUGCUGUAUGAAAGGCCGACUGUAGACAUCUUUAGCUACUUUGACCAUAAAUUCACUCAAAGUCCUUGCUUUCUCACACAGACAGUGGACUGCCAAUCACAUCGUUGGGUUUAAUUUUCUGAAAUUCUUGGUAUAGAAAUGUGCAGCCCAGGAGAAUCAGAGCGUAAUUCAUCACAGCUGCAGAGUUUAGUUGUUUUCAUGCUAGCACCCAAAAUUUAAAAGAAAAGGCAUCGUCUCUCCAGCUCUCUAGGACUCUCACACACAAACAAACAAACAAACAAACAAACAGUUGCACACGUUUUGCUCAGUCACAUGUUCUCUUUGCAGUAUUUUUGAUGAAAAAAAAUAAACCCUGGUCUGCAGCUGAGUGCAGUGCUUUUCUGCCUCAGUGAGUGAAUAUAUUUCUGUGUUUCACCUGUAACUGACUGACGCACCCCGAUCCCCGAGGCGCCUCGCUGCCAAUCUGUAUGAAAGCAGCAGAUUGACGUGAAACUGUGAGAUCAGUCAGGUAUUUUUCACCCUGGUGAGCUUCCUAUCGGUGAGAUUGUUGUGCUUGCAUUAAUUAAUGAUGUGCAGCGUUCACAUUCCUCUCUACUGGUAAAAUAGGAGUCAUCUGUGUUGUCUAAAGCACUACUUAUACACCAAUCAGCACAAAAGACAGAAGCAAGGAAAUGCAUUAAAAUAAAUACAUUUACAAAAUUAAGGAAUAGAAACCUUCAAUAAAUUAAUAAAUGAAUGAUGCAUAAACAAUAAGCAUCUUUGUUUUUUAUGAAGUUUAUUCCUGAAUUAAGGAUCAGAUUAGAUCAUUCUUAGCAUUUCAAAUCUUUCUCUAUUAACUCCAAAAUGGUUGACAUAUGCAUUUCUGUAUGAAACUAGAGGAAUUUUUAACUCCUUAAUUUCAUGAAGCCAAAUACUUAGUCAUUGUAAAUGAUGAUUCUGCAAUAACACAAAACUAUGAAGCUGCAUGUCAUCAGCAUAGAUAGAGAUGCUGUAAUAUUGCAUAAUCUAACUUGUAGAAAUUGAAUACAAAAGUAACCCAAGAAUGGAACCCAGAGGAACCCCACAUCUGAGUUUUGUUCAACUCCAAAAAUGUAAUUAUAAAUCCAAUGUUUAUGAUCAGGCAUGUGAACGGCAGUGCCGAGGUUCAGUAAUACGUUAAUAUGCAGUUAAGAACCUGUAGAUUUGUCACUUAGGGUAGUGAGGGAGUCCAGUCUCUGUGCUGUUAUUAAAAAUUCCUUGUCACAAAAUUGCAUUUAUUAAUUAAAACAAAACUGUACUUGGUCUCUGCCAAAAAUGUUAAAUUACAUAUGAACCUGUCUCUUUUUAUUGGGCUUCUUUAAGUGAGGUUUGAUCACUGCAUGUCAACUAAUUUUUACCUCACAAACAUUAGACUAAUAUUGAUGAUGUUGAUCAUGUUGAUGGCUAUUGACCUUGCUGUUAUUGUGCUAGGAAAUGCAAAUCUGUUCAACUUUAAACUCUCACAACACAACACACACACACACACACACACAGAUGGGAAGCACAUCAGGCUGAGUAAACCAGAAGACGCGUCUGUGUUGGGAGGAUGAGAUCGGGGUGCCGCAGCCUUUCUGUUAGCCGCGUGUCUUAUGGACUCGCUCUGAUUGUGUUCUUCAGCGUGCUGUACGACGACACGUCUGUGCAGACUCGUGCUCUAAUAGACUCACUGGAACGUGGUGUGUAGCUGCCAUCGUGCUGUGGACUAACGUGUGUGAACAUUUGGAAAUCUGUAACGGUUUUUAGUCUGUGUGUCACCGUGGCCUUUGCAGGUGUUUGUGUCGACCCGUGUCUACUCUGCUGACCUUUAACCCAGUGUUGUUCCCUCCGCUGUUCUCACAGUUCGUUUUUUGUAUAAUUAAAGAACAAAAGAAGAAGCAAAGCUAUUUAUUGAAGUGUGUUUAAAUGACAAAUAAAUAUAAUGAAUUAAC